UCAUCGCUGCCAAGUUUUUCUUGUAUCGUUGAUUAUCUUUUGAUUAUUUCUUUGUUACGAGUUAGAUUCUGUGUUGUUAUGGAAGAUUUAGAGUUGGAGGAAAUGUGGGAAGAUUCUUGUGAUGUGGAUCCUUCUGUUGAAAGAUAUCUGGCAAGUAUGGAGGGAGGUGUGUGUACCCCCACUCAACUGAUAGAGCUCACUAAACUACUGGGACCAGGUAACCCGGUCCUGAAUCAACUGUACCUAAAGCUUGUUGACCGGACUAUUUGCCGGAGUUACGAGACUCAGACACAUCUAGAGGAGUGCAGACAGCUUCUGUGGCUCGUUUUCAGUCACCCCUCGUUUACGGUAGCAGAGCGCGCGUCUCUGUGCCACUGGGUUGACCUGUUUGAUCGACUGUUCCCAAAUUACCACGAGUCGGAGAGCGGUUACAGUUCUGGGGGCUCUGAUAGAUCAUCAUCCUGUUCUCCUUCGCCAACACAAGACAAAAUGUUCGUCUACAACCCCAACUUCAUGUUCCAAUUCCCGCCGCCGCCACCGCCACCGCCGGCACUCGCUAGCCUGCCGCCUCACUGUCGUCGUAACAGCGGCGUCAUCUUUAAAAGGUCCCAGAGUGAGCCAUUGGGUGGAGGGAACUUUGUGGGGACGAGAUGUAAGGUGCAGCACAGAGAGCGAGCUAUUGAUGUUACCUCUCAUAUGACUGCGCUGAUGAGUUGGCUGAAAACACUGCGUCUACACAAGUACUACGCCAAACUCUCAGCCAUGAACUACGACACCAUGGUGGAGUUAAAUGAACUGAAACUGGGUGAUAUUACGGAGGGAGCGAGGAGGAAGAUUUUGCUGAACAUUCAGAAGUUGUCUGGAAGACAUGGUCUGCUGCAGGAUAUCAUGAAUGAUCUCUCCAAACCUGGACGUUUCAAUCCCUGUGUGACGGAGCUUCACAACAUGCUGAUGAAAACCCCCUUCCGGCUUCCCCCCUCCUCUCCCCUCGCUCCUAAUCCGGAUCCGGAUUACGACAGUCCGACCUGCGAACUGAUCUAUGUUUACACUACUGUUCUGGAAACUGCUGGAAAUAUAAUCCUGGCAAACAACAUUGAAGAAGACUGUCAGAAGCUGUUUUUCAAGUUACUGGAGGAUGCUGCCCAACACGCGGCUUUUCCUGAUAAACAGCGACGAAUCGUGUGUGAGAUUUUACAGCAAUGCAUCGACAACUACAACUACAGGAACGGACAGGUGAUACAGCUGAAGAGGUUUGACCUGACUAAUUUCCCCCACUCUGUUAAGAUAAAGUACCCGAUAAAGCCGGUUAACGGUGUGAACCACCAGUCGUCCGGUGGUUACUCCGGUUACAACAAAUUCAACAGAGGAAAUAAACCAAACUGGCAGCAGUGCCGGUCAAACAGCGGCCACCUACUCCUAGGACACUCUCAUUCAGCUCCAGUAGCCCCGCCAACUUACAGUCCCUUCUCUAACAACAUCUGGUCUCCUCCUGCGGGUAGCUGUCCCUCACUCCCCUGCUCAACCUUGGGACUCACCGAGCAAAGUGGACACAAGCCGGACAGCCUAGACUAUGUUGGAUUGGAAUCACUGUGCAGCCAAAUUGCCGAAUGUGCCCUCGCGGAAAAGUAACGACGAACUAUUGUAGAAUAAAUCCCUCUUUUAGACGAGCUGGACCCGUCAACUAUUGCACCUCAUCAUUUUAUAGCCAUACUAUUGCACCUCAUAAUUUUAUAGCUAUAUAAUAUCUACCGUUUUGUACGCUUUUAUACUUUCAUCAUCACUUAUCACUUAUUACGGAACUCAGAAUGCGUGUGUGUGUGUGUGUGAGAGUGUGUGAGCGAUUACAAGGCUCAAUUCGUUAAAUUUGAGUCGGUGUAAAUCGUACACUGGGUGUACAUUGUACAUCCGGUGGGCAUAGUACACCGAUGUAGACUCCAUGUACUUGCUGUACACUAAGCGAACUUACUGUAGGACAAAAUUAGAAUAAAAAGAUAUAAAUAGAAACUGUGAACGAAUGACUUUUCUUCAUGCUGUGUGAUAGAUAGUGAUGUAGGAUUAUAGAUUAUUGCCCAGUAAUUUCAGGCUAAUGCCUUGCCUUCCCGAUGGAUAUCUCCCGAAAAUACAAGUCCCAUCUUGAUUGAAUCUACCUAAUUAUGUGUGAGAUUAUUCCGCGGGGCAGUAAUGCAUCUGUUUAAGUGAUGUCUGUAAAUAUACCAUCUAUUUUCAUAUAUUGAUUUUUUGAAUUUUAUGUUUUCGAAAAAUUGUAAAUAGCUCGGACUGUACGUGUGUUUUUAUUGAUAUGCUAAGUUUUAAAAUUAUCUAUCAUUUUACUGCAUACCGAUCCAAUUAUAAAUUUGGGCUUACCGGAGUAAUUUUUGGGCGAACUAGGAAACACCCAUGUCAGUUAAAUCCCUCUGUUUUUUGUUGAUUAAUUUUUGUGUAAAGACUAAGAACCCCAUCCGGAUUAAGUUACGUUAAGUGCUGAUCGAUUUCUUUAAGCAGAACUUAAAAGUUCUGGCAAAAAAUCUAUUUUUACUAAACGUUUCAUAGCCCAGAUAGCGUCCUUAAAUAGAGUGAUAGAUUAAAAAUAGUAAGGUGUAUUAGGCAGAAUAUUCUUUGUUGUUUGAGUUGAAAGCCGAUGAAAUUUGGUUUUAGUCAUAAUAAUACGAAAAAAUUCAAUCUGAAUAACAAAUAAGAUUGCGGCUUAUAUAAAAACAUUGUACUGUAAUGUUGAGCACAGAAAACAUCUUCCAGACUAUUUGUGUCAAUGCGUAGCUGUGAGUGUGUCCUUAAAUUAAAUAGUUAUAAUAGAGCUGAUCAAGCCGAUGAUUGCCGUAAUAUUGAUUUAUACAAUUUCUCUCGAAAACGGGCAGGGCGAAGAUAGAUUAAACUUACAUUACGCGGACUAACAACAAGUGCACACAAAAAUUUAACCGAUUAUGUUUUGAAUUUGUUGAUUACAGUUUUAAUGGUAUGAUUAUAAUGUUAAUGAUAUUUUGGGCCGCCCUGUUCCGUUGGAAUCUAUAUAUGAUUGUAAUUUGUAAUAAUUUUGGUUUUUUCCGGUACAAUAAAAAUCAUGAAGUCGCGUGGAUCGCCAGUAUUUUACUUUAGCUCAUUGUUUUAAAUUUAAUGGUAAUAAUAUAUGCGUAUUGUGCACCCCUGUCGAUUUGUUUUGAGAAUGUUUAUAUGAUAUUACGUUGGUCUUAUAUAUAUUUGAUUAAAUUCUGGAAAUUUUGGUCGCCGUUUAAGUUGAUCUUAUCACCGUAAUAUUUCUUAUUAUCCUAAGCAAAAUAACAAAUAUGAUUUGGAAAACUUAUAACUUUAGGUUCAAAUAACGAGAUGAUAAGUUUUAGAAUGGAAAAAUUUGAGAUUUUAUGGAAAGGAUGAUACUUGGCCACCUGGUCCACUUCUUGUGAUUUUAAUUCAUGCACGUGUCAUUUGCAAAUUUGUAUUAUGCGAUCUUAUACUAAGGGAGAAUAUUUAUUUGAAACUGUGUAUUUAAUCGUAUCCAAGACGGUAACUUAUUUGAUUUCUACUACACAAUUAUUGUUACGUUAUUAACGGUUUGGGCUCCUUCACGAGACACGUCUGCCAAAUUUGGACACUCAUCACGUGACAUUAUGGUGUUAUCACGUGACACUUAUCUCGCCCCCUACGACCUACGUGAUGCUGCAGACGUGUUUCAGGAAGGGGCCCAUAUCUGAUCUUGCAAAUUGUUUAGCAUUGUUGCCUUUGAUCCAAUAAAACGACUUUAACUUUUCAUGCGCUAAAAAGGAGAUUGAUACCAACAUUCCAGACAUUUAAAACUAUGUAUUGAUCGCCUGGCAACUGUUAGAAUCCCAUUAAGAUCGGGAGGCUAUGCAUAGCUAUGAUUGGAAUGUAUAAAUUGCUAAGGGUCAGCUAUUUGCUAUAAUGUGCCUGUAUUUGUAUCACUACCAUAUUUAUUUUGGCAAACAAUCACUACACAA
This is a messenger RNA of Bolinopsis microptera, 3968 nucleotides long. RefSeq lists its product as uncharacterized. Gene Ontology annotation, cellular component: P-body. Lineage: Eukaryota; Metazoa; Ctenophora; Tentaculata; Lobata; Bolinopsidae. The coding region runs from base 79 to 1629 and encodes 516 amino acids. Gene Ontology annotation, molecular function: mRNA binding; translation repressor activity. The transcript has 13 exons. Gene Ontology annotation, biological process: nuclear-transcribed mRNA poly(A) tail shortening; negative regulation of translation. The record is from RefSeq and is a predicted model, not a curated record.